AUGAUCCCCGCCGCGCCAGUCACCCCUCCGCACGCUCCCCCCGUCCCCUGCUCCCCGUGCCUUGUCGCAUCCAUCGCAGCACACGCGUACUCCAUCUCGUUCCCUCUCCCUACCCUCAACCCCCUCCCCGCAACCCUCAGUCUCUCUACCCCUUACCCUCAACCACCCCCCUAUACCCUCCACUCCCCUGUUCGCGAUCCCGAUCUCUCUCCCCAUCGCCCGCUCGCUGCCCCGUGCUCCUGUGCGUGCUUUGAGGCGCCUCACACCACUCUCUUUCCCUGGCCCGUCACUCCCCAGCUCGUCACACCCCCUCCUCGUCAAGCCCCCCCUCUCCCCCCUCCCCCCCCGGCACGUCACACACCCCGCGCGUCACACCCCCCGCCAUCCGCACUAUUUGCGCCAGGCCCCGCCCCUCUCGCCUCUCGCUUCUCGUCCCUCCCCACUCCUCCCCUCCGCACUCUCCGUACUCCUGUUCUUUCCUCGUUACAUCAUUACUCAUACGUUCCUUCCCCCCAUGCUUCCCCAGUUUGCUCCCUCCUCUCGCCUGUCCGCGCCCCCCCACUUCCCUCCGCUACUCCCCUCUGCUCCUCCCCUUUUUUCUACCUCCCCCCAUCCCCUCUCCCUCUCCCCACUCCCUCCAAUCCUCAUGGCUCAGCUGCUGAGGCUGCUAAUAAGUCGGCUGUGCUUGCAUCAACGCCUGUGGAAGGGAGGGAGGCGGACAAUGAAGGGGCGGAAGAAGAAGGGGUUCAGCAGGUGACGGAGAGCAGGCGAGUGCAGAAGAGGGCUGCCAAGCAGACGAGGCUCAUGGACAAUUUGAGGCGAACUCAGACUCUCAUUGCUGCUGCGAGGGGAGACUCAAAGACCAAGAAGGCAUCUAAGAAGAAGAAGAAGGGAGCAGUGUCCAAUUUGCCAACGAGCCUCACACUGGACACACUCGCAUCAUCGCUGGGGGACGCCCUGCCGGACGCACUGGCUCUGGGCAAGGAGGGGGAGAAGCGGCUGUCAGCGAAGCAGCGCGGGAAGAUUGUAGUCGAAGAGACCAAGCAAAUGGCGGCCGUGCUGUCACACCCCGCCUUCAAAGCCAACCCCUUCACAGCCAUUCAGCAGCACCUCUCAAACACUCUUCCCUCGGCAGUCGCCCCGCCCCCUCUCCCUACCAAGUUCGCAACGAGGCAAGCCCAACAAGCCUUGGAGAAGAAGAAAAAGAAGAAGGCGAAGAAGAAAGCAAGCGGAGUGCAGGGGGAAGAUGCCAUGGAGAUGUGA
Molecule: messenger RNA, 1263 nt
Organism: Closterium sp. NIES-65
Lineage: Eukaryota; Viridiplantae; Streptophyta; Zygnematophyceae; Desmidiales; Closteriaceae
Source: the annotation of a GenBank genome assembly